Messenger RNA from Clonostachys rhizophaga, 1266 nucleotides. The record is from the annotation of a GenBank genome assembly. Lineage: Eukaryota; Fungi; Ascomycota; Sordariomycetes; Hypocreales; Bionectriaceae.
AUGCUUUUCUUUACCUGGCGCCCAGCAGCAACUCCCGCUUUGAGAAAGUCCUAUUUUCAGGCGGCAUUGGUUUGUGGGAGUGUUUACUGGGUUGCUGGUUUCGCAGCCAAAUAUUUCCCAGGGUCGAACGGGCUUGAUAUCGAGUUUGGUGGUCCUGGGUUCCCUCAAACUUACCCCUUUACCACAUUCCUCGGACUCGGUAUUAUGGGAAGUCUUCUUGAGCUUGGGACUGUAAAUUCGACAUGGAGUCUCUUUCCCAACUUGUUACAAGUUGGAAAGAUAUUUUGCAAGCCUCAGAACUAUGAGGCACACCCUGACAUAUCCAAUUUGAACUCAUCUUCACAGCUUCCCAUUGCUGGAGGCACUCAUCUCCUCGACAUCACCGUGGUAACCCCCGUGCUCUACGCUGCAGGCAAGGAUAUCAUCUUCUACACCGCAUCAUGGGGUCAUCAUAGAGACAUUGGCGGAUACCAGGGUAUAUCGGGCAACGCAAACGCGAGAGAAACUUUCCAGGAGGGUGCCAGUAUCAUCAGUUUCAAACUUGUUUCCAACGACAAUUUCGACGAGGAAGGCAUGCGGAGGAUCUUGAUUGAUGACCCUGCUCCGUACCCCGGCUGUCUGGGCAUAUCUAGCAUCUAUGACAACCUGUGGGAUCUGCGCGCUCAGGGUGCAGCCAAUGCCAAGGGCGCGGCCCUGAUCCAGGCCAUGUUCGAAGGGCAUCCCAGAGAGAUCCAAGCCAACGCCGAAAUUGCGGUACCUAAGUUUUUCCAAGACACCUCAAAUAAGCUGGGUGGCCUUACAUUGAAGGAUUUUGACUGUCUCGACAAUGGAAGCCGUAUCCAACUCGAGAUUCGCAUAAACAAGGAUGGAAGCGCCGCGUUUGACUUCACAGGCAUUGGCCCUGAGGUUGUCGGGAACAACAAUGUGCCCAAGAACAUCUGCCUCUCCGCGAUUAUUUAUUCUCUCCUAUGUCUCAUCAACGAGGAGAUACCUCAUAAUCAGGGCUGCCUGUCUUCUAUCGAGGUCAUCAAUCCUGAAGGAAGCAUUAUCAACCCCUCCGAACAUGCUGUAGCCUAUGCAGGAAACACACAAACCAGCCAGCGAAUUGUUGACGUGAUUUUGAAGGCAUUCGAAGCUUGUGCUGCUGGUCAUGGCUACAUGAAUAGUGUGGGUGUCUAUGGUGGCCGAAACGUGAAGCCAGGUGAUGGUUACAAAUUCGCAUAUGGUGAGACCAUUUACGGGGGAUCUGGAGCUGAUCCAAACUAG